AUGGCGGAGACGCUGUCGUCAAAUGUGGUCAACUACAUUGUCUGGCGCUACCUGCAGGAAUCGGGCUUCGGUAAUGCAGCGCUGCAACUGUCGCGCUGCUGGAUCCGCGACCCCGAGACGCUCCCCUUCGCUGAGAGCACCGAACCGCAUACGCUCAUCAGGCUCCUCCAAGAUGGCAUGUGCUUCGACCAGCUCCAGGCAGAAGCAUGCAACACUGAGCCGCGAUAUCGAUUCGGAGACGACCAUGGACGGCCCUACUCUGUGCGCAACGGCGCGCUGUUGACCCUCGACAAGGGCAUACCCGCCCAUGAGCUUGCCACUGAAGCCGGUGGAGCCGUGCAAGAACCGCCGCCCAAGAAGGGCGUCAAGCGAAAGAAGGCGAAGCCUACAAACGGUGUCGAGCCGCGCCCAGAGCCCGAGGUCAAUGGAGACGCCAUGGAAAUUGAGCAAAAUGGCGCUACACACGUAACAAACAGUGUGCGGGCUGAGUCGGAAGCCAUGGGUUCGGAGGCAGAGUCCGCCACAGUGGCUGAGAUCCCCAUAUCGACACUCAGCAUUGGCCACGACGCCGAGAUCCAGACUGAGGUCGUGGCCGAUCUGACCCCGGCCACCAUCUUCGUCCCCCGUCCUCAGGAUCUCGGGAGCGUAGUCAAUUUCACGUCAUGGGGUCCUUCAGAAUCUCCUGUGCUCAUCGCAGCUGGCGUUUCGUUGCUCCAGGUGCAUCUAGUCGACAAGGAAGCACACAAGGGGGCGGCCGAUGUGCACUUAUCCGUCAACAGCUUCGCAAUCACAGCCCUGUGUUGGCAUUCUCAUGGCGAGAUGACCGUGUCUGCAAGGGAACAAUGCUUCAAUGAAGUCGGGGAGAAGAUCAUGAAAGACAAGCUGAUCAAACUCAUUGAUGGCGGCGAGAACUCACAAGUCAUUUCUUCCCAGGCAGGUCUUGUCAACACGCUUCGAUGGAACGCGGAUAAAGAACUAUUACUCUCGAUUUCGACAGACGGAGAAAAGGGGUCCAUAAAGAUCUGGAAGAAUGCCAGCGAUGCGAUCCCGGCGUGGACCGAAUUCACGAACACAGCCAUCUUGGAUGCGCUUUGGAUAAGCGAGUCAGCCUUUGUAGUAUGCGGCAUCCGGCUCUUCAAGAUCUACGAGGUCAAUGAGACUCUGACGACCCAACGGACCCUAGCCACCCAAAUCACAUGGGACGCGAUGAGAUACGACCCGUCCUCUGGCAUUAUUGCUGCUAUAGGAAUGGACGACUUAACAAGCUGCCUGGGCAUCCUUCAUCCCAAUGAUUCCACCAACUUACAGACACAUAUUUACCCAGAUCAAUAUCUUACAGACCUGGAUUUCCGCGUUCGAACCACCACCACUAACGCCCUAACCAAUGGGUCCUCUGUGCCCCCCGUCCUCCUUGCGACCAGCUCAAUGGCUGAGACGGUGCGCAUCUGGGACGCAAACGAACCUUUCAAAUGCCUCAAGAAGCUGCCCACCACGGACGGUGCCCAGGCCUUCAAAAUUGCGUUUUCACCAGAUGGCCAGCUCUUAGCAGCGGCGGGUCCCGACGCCGUCACAGUAUGGGACGUAGAGAGGAGAGAGGUUCCAGUAGCCUCGUGGCGCGCAAAGGACUGGGCAAGCGACAAGUGGGAUCCCAGCAAAGACGGCGAAUUCAGCCUUGGCUGGGACCCGGACAGUUCGAGGUUGUCCAUUGCCCUCGGAAAUCAGAUUGCCAUCAUUCCUAUUCCCAGGUAG
Cucurbitaria berberidis CBS 394.84 is the source of this 1749-nucleotide messenger RNA. Its product is annotated as WD40 repeat-like protein. The transcript is spliced from 4 exons. Gene Ontology annotation, cellular component: Set3 complex. Gene Ontology annotation, molecular function: transcription corepressor activity; protein binding. NCBI's taxonomy places the organism in Eukaryota, Fungi, Ascomycota, Dothideomycetes, Pleosporales, Cucurbitariaceae. The record is from RefSeq and is a predicted model, not a curated record. The coding region runs from base 1 to 1749 and encodes 582 amino acids. Gene Ontology annotation, biological process: regulation of transcription by RNA polymerase II.